Messenger RNA from Theobroma cacao (cacao), 1444 nucleotides. Its product is annotated as late embryogenesis abundant protein. Gene Ontology annotation, cellular component: plasma membrane. Lineage: Eukaryota; Viridiplantae; Streptophyta; Magnoliopsida; Malvales; Malvaceae. Gene Ontology annotation, biological process: defense response to other organism. The record is from RefSeq and is a predicted model, not a curated record.
UCCCUUGUUAGUGCACCCAGCAAAGAGAAUUAGAUGUGAAAGCCAACCUUUUUAAUUUCGAAGGGAAAAACAGAGUACUUGGUCUUAUAUAUGCAUGUUUGAAAAGAAGAUGGCCUGCACUUUGCGAAACAAGAAAGUUUAACCAGCCAUCCAGAACAAGAGCAGAAGUCCAGAUGCCUAAUUAUCAUGCAAUGCAUAGAGGAGGUUUGGGCGGGAAGAGAAGAGACAGCAGUUAGGAAUUGGGAACGCAAGUCAAGGUAGGUAUUUUGGCUUUAUAGGAAAAAAGUAGCCUUAGAUUCCUUAAUAGAGUGGUUUAUACUGUUAGAGAUACAAAUAAGAGAGAGGAAAUGCUUUAUAUGAAGGAAAGGAAGAUACCAAAACCUUCCCCGCCGAUUAGAGCUAAUUCUAUACCUUGCCAAUCUUGAUAAUCCUGAAAACAUAGCAUCCCCUUUCACACCUCCGACCCCCUACAUAAAAAGUCUUUUCCGAAAAUCCAAAAGCCAAAGCCCUCCGAAUUAAUGUUGUCAUCCCGCACCCAAUGCCCAAGUCUAAUGUUGUCACCCAGCGCUCAAUCCAGAAGGAGCGAAGGACCCAUCCCUUGGUUUGGUGUGCCGCCAUCAUCUGCACCAUCCUCAUCGUCGCCGUCAUCAUUGCCGGCAUCGUUACCUUCAUUGGGUACUUGGUUAUACAUCCCAGGGUGCCUUACAUCAGCGUCGCAAACGCCCACCUAGACCGGAUACAGAUUGAUUAUGCCGGCGUGCUGGAAAUCCAGGUUACGAUAGUGGUUCGAGCUCAGAAUGGUAACAAGAAGGCGCACGCCAGUUUUUCGGAUUCCAGUUACAUCCUUAGCUUGAACGGGGAAGACCUGGCGAGGUUGGUUGCAGGCCCCUUCGAAGUCGUGAAGAACAGUUCGGUCGAUUUUCAUUAUGUAGUUCAAUCAUCGCCUAUACCCUUGGAUCCGGAACAAGCAGACGAUGUGGACGCGGCGUUGAAGAAAGAUUUGAUUACGUUCGAUUUGAAAGGAAAAACCAAAGCCAGAUGGAGAGUUGGCCUUCUCGGCUCAAUUAAGUUCGAGUGUCAUCUCAGUUGUCAGUUGCAUUUCCAUGUUUUCAACGGAACCUUUAUUCCUUCUCGCUGUACUUCCAAGGCCAAAUGAGCAUCAUCCGUCCUUAAUUGUUCUAUUUUCUUCCCAUGUAAUACUCUUUUUCCUUUUCUCUUUCACUAUAGACGCAACCCAACUCAAGCCUUCUCUCUAUCUGUGUGUGUCUUAUGUUCAGCAUCAGCAGGCAGGGCUUCAUUUUCCUUCAUUAAUUAGAAACAAAGGAAUCUAGGGUUAGUGAAAUAAGUUAGUCGAUUCCAUUAGUAUUAAUUUUUACUAUAUCUUUUGCCUGGAAAUAAUUACGAAUUGCCUAGAAAUACUUCAUUAUUAUCAGUUUUUCGAUUC